AGGCGACAUGUUCCUCACGGGCACUUCUUCCGUUUGUCAGCGGACUCCUAACGGAUAUCAGCGGUACAAGUAAAGCUGCACUGUUCUGCUAUCAGGUUUACUUAAGUCCUGAAGACAGCAUGGGAAGAACAGUUUACAAAAAAACAAGUGGUCUAAAAUCACAAGAAUACAGAGAAUAAGCAAGAGAGAAAGAGGACCUCUUUGUGUACAUGAAGUCUUCUCUGAGCACACAGAGGUCUGAUCAAGGCUGAAGAUGGUCUGAUGGACCGGCGCUUCUUACUGACAUUAAUCUUUUGUUCAGUCUCAUGGAUUUUCUUUUGGGAACUGCGCUGGAAGAAGAGCAAGGAAAGUCAGAUUGAAGAAUGGCUCCAAGGCCAUAGUCUGUCCGAAUACAAGCAUUUAUUUGAAGAUGUGCAGUCUCUGGAGGAGUUGAGUCUGAGUGUCCUGACGCGUUUGGAGGAGGUGGUGAAGGAACGGCGGCGCUGGAGAGACAUCGCUGAAGCCAACGUCCGUCUGCUCAGAGACUUUGCCUUUCAGGAGUGGCUCUGCUCCCAAAGCCUCGAGCACUACUACCACACUCUGAAGACCCUGGGAUGCACUAAUCUGGAUGACCUAGCCCAGUUUGACAGCCAGCUUCAGCUCUCUCUGGCAGCCUGGGGCUAUUACUACGAAGACUACAUCAAGCUUUCCACAGGCGUAAAGGUCCUUCAAGCGUCCCGGGGCAGCCGAGACCAGGACUACGAGAUUCAGCUGGUGCACACCCUUGCUGAGAGACGCCUGAAUGAGAAGUGGUCCAUCGCCGGAGCGCUGAUAUUCGGCUGUACUGUCGCUCUGUGCUUUUUGAUAAGGGACCUCAUGUUUUACAUGAUUGGUGGAAUAACCGUUUCCAUCAUCGCAUUCGUAUUUAUCAUCAAGUUCCUCUGUGAGCUCGCAGCACGUGUGGUCAGCUUCCUGCAGAGUGAGGACCCUGGGCGUCAUGGCGACCGCAGCAUUUACGACUAUGUGCGGGGGAACUACUUGGACCCACGCUCCUGCAAAGUCACCUGGGACUGGAAGGAGCCUCAAGAAGUGGGCCAGACCAUGAGCUUCCGUGUGCAGCUCUUCUAUAAGAACGGCCAGCCAUUUCCAGCUCACAGACCUGUUGGUUUGAGGGUAAACAUCACUCAUAUAGAGCUGGCUCUGGAUAUUCCUGUCACCCAGGAAAUUCUUCUGGAGCCCGAGUCCAACGUGGUGAAAGUGACCUUCACUGUGCGCAAGGCGGGCCGCUAUGAGGUGGCAGUGAAACUUGGGGGGCUCAAUGUAGCAUACAGCCCCUAUUAUAAAAUAUUUCAACCAGGGAUGGUGGUGCCAUCCAAAACAAAGAUCGCAUACCACUUUUCAACUCUGGUGCUGACAUGCGAUCACCCACACACACUGCAGAUCGAGCCUCGAGACGAGUAUGGAAACCCUACAAGUAACUCUGACUCUCUCUUGGAUGAAAUCAACUACAGUGUGCAUAUACACUCAUUGGGGACUCUGGAAGAGGACAGCUCUGAAGAUUACUACAGCGUGAAUAUCUGUUGUAAUAAGCCUCAGUGUCAGGUUUUGCUGCGGCUCACUCUGAAGAAAAAGGGCUGCUUCAGGGCACGUAUUACUUACAGGGACCAGCCUCUCAGUAACGGAGAGUUUGACAUCAUUGUGCUUAGUGUGAAUGAGACUAACUGUGUGGAGAAGAAUGUGUCCACUCCAGGAAUAAGCAUCUACUUCGAGGCCUACCUCUACAGUACAGGGAACUAUAACAGCUCUGCCUGGCAGUUCCCUGCAUCCUCUCUGCUCACCCCACCACGCCGGCCAUCCACGGGUGAUGAUGAGGAGGAGCAUGACUCUCCAGUCGAGGGCCAACCGGAGAAGGUCAAGAAACCAAAAAAGGUCUACUGCUACAUAUCACCAAAGCAACUCUCCGUGAAGGAGUUUUAUCUGAAGAUUAUUCCAUGGCGCCUUUUCACAUUUCGUGUGUGUCCAGGUACAAAGUUCACCUACCAUGGGCCUGACCCAAUCCAUAAGUACCUGACUCUGGUGGUACAUGAUGGGAUCCAGCCUCCUAUAGAACUAUGCUGCAAGGACAGGAACAUUAUGGCAGCCACAUUUAUCCGCUUCCUGCACAAGAACAUUGGAGGUUCAGAAACAUUUCAGGACAAGGUGAACUUUUUCCAGAGAGAGCUCAGGCACAUUCAUUCCAAGAGGCUCCGGUUUAAAACCUGCCUAAAGAUCAGCCGCCACUCCAUUCUUGAUUCCUCUCUAAAGGCCACCAGAAACUUCUCUGUAUCUGACUGGAGUAAGAACUUUGAGGUUGUGUUCCAGGAUGAAGAAGCUCUCGACUGGGGCGGGCCAAGGCGCGAGUGGUUCGAACUCAUCUGCAAGAAUCUGUUCGACACCAAUAACCAGCUCUUCACACGUUUUAGUGAUGAUAACCAAGGGCUGGUCCACCCGAACCCAGAGCGUCCUGCUCAUCUGAGGCUGAAGAUGUACGAGUUUGCAGGGCGCGUGGUGGGAAAGUGUUUGUACGAGUCGGCUUUAGGAGGAGCGUACAAGCAGCUGGUACGAGCCAGGUUCACCCGCUCAUUCCUGGCCCAGAUCAUCGGCCUGCGCAUGAACUACAAGUACUUUGAGACCGACGAUCCGGAGUUCUACAAAACAAAAGUCUGCUUUAUCUUAAAAAAUGAUGUGAGCGAAAUGGAUCUUGUAUUUGCUGAGGAAAAGUACAGCAAGUCAGGACAACUGGAAAAGGUGGUGGAGCUGAUACCAGGUGGUGCUCAAAUUGCCGUCACUAACGAGAAUAAGAUGCACUACCUGAAUCUGCUGGCUCAGUAUAGACUGGCCAGUCAGGUGAGGGAUGAAGUAGAGCACUUUCUUAAAGGUUUAAAUGAACUUGUUCCUGAGAACCUUUUGGCCAUAUUUGAUGAAAAUGAGUUGGAGCUGCUGAUGUGUGGUACUGGGAAUAUCAAUGUGCAGGAUUUUAAAGCCCAUGCUGUUAUUGUUGGAGGUUCAUUGCACUUCAGAGAGAAGGUAAUGAAGUGGUUCUGGGCUGUGGUGUCCUCCUUCACUCAGGAAGAACUUGCACGUCUUCUUCAGUUCACCACGGGCUCGUCUCAGCUCCCUCCUGGUGGCUUCAACACACUCUGCCCCUCCUUUCAGAUCAUAGCAGCACCAACACACAGCAGCCUGCCAACUGCACACACCUGUUUUAACCAGCUGUGCCUCCCUACCUACGACUCCUACGAGGAACUGCACAAACUGCUGAAGCUGGCCAUCAGUGAGGGCAGCGAGGGCUUCGGCAUGGUGUGACCACACACUGGCUCUGACUUUUUUUGGAUACCAUAAAAGGAAUUUCUUUUUCUGUGUCUUCUCUCCAACGGGUGAGCUGCUGUAAAUGAGCCAACGCACCUUUCAUCCUCCAAUAACAGACCUCUUAGCUAAAGCCCACAUGGAUGUCCAGAUUUUUCUCUUUCAAGCAGGAACUUCACAUGAUCCUGAGUUGCCUUUGGUUUAUUCCACUGGAUGCUGGAGCUAUGUAAAUAUGUAAAUCUUUUGGGGUUUUUUUGUACCGUUUAACUGAAAAAAAAAACAACAAAAAAACGGAAGAUCCAUGUUGCGUUUUAUUCCAGAUGGUACGAUUGUUUCGUUUUAUGUGAGUUUGUUCAGUCAUCGAACUAUGAAGCUACUAUCACAUUUGGCAUUAACAAACCUGGGAACAUUUACAUGAAGUGUAGCAGCCUAUAAGAUGUGUGGAUCAACGACACACUCACUGCACUUUGGCCUUAACCGAUCAGGGAAGGUUAAUUAUUUUGCAAGUUGUAUAUAUAAAAGUUGUAAUUGUAUCUUGUGAAGUUGAGAUGCUUCUUGAUUCUCACUUGGCACUUUUUGGUUAUGUAGUUGUUUCACAUGUAUAUCAGAUAGCAUAAUGUAACACUGUGUGUGUGUGUGUGUGUGUGUGUGUGUGUGAAUAGAAAAACCUGCAUUGCAAAAUAAGAGGAGGAGGAGGAGAAGGAGCAGUACUAUAUUAUAAGACCUACUGGCCAAUUACAAAUCUCUGGGCAACCGCUAUGCAUUUUAGAGAGAGCUAGUGAGUCUAAUUUAUGAAAAGCAGUUUCAUUUAUUUCAUUUAUGUAAGGUUUUUAGGCAAGUUUGCCUUGACAUGAACAUCAUUAUUAGACCAGGACAAAAGAUAUUUCAGUUUUUGCUUUGAUUUUGUUAUUGCUUAAUUUCUGUUUUCUAUAUAUAGUAUGUGACCUUUAUUUAUUUGUAACUUAUUCCCAUUGACCAAAUUAUCCUGCAAUAUUAUAUUUGUGUUGAUGAAAUAAGUGUUCUACAAAAACAAACGAGGCUAAAAGCCAGGUGGAUGCAUUUAAGUUUGUCAAAUGCAACGAAUUCUCCCCUCAACUUUGUUUCCAGUAACUCAAACUGGAUAAAUACUAUUUUCAACUUUUCAUAUUCAUAGUUUAACCAAGUAUUUAAAGAAGUGCAUCAAAGUUUGUAUCAUAUCGCUGACUGUUUAUUAAAGAAAAAAUGCUGGUACAUAUGCACUAUCCAGGAAAAUGACCUCUAAGUGAUUGUUCUGGAAGUCAGUAAUUGGGUGCAGCUUCUCACAUGACUGGAACAUUGCAUCUUGAGUUUCAUGUUAAUGAGAGUGCUCAUUUACAAAGCUUACACACCGCUGUCAAAGUGUGUCCUAACGUGGACUGUCCGUUCUGUCAUCCUAUGUAACUAUGCUUCAAAUCAAAACACAGCUGCUGUUAACUUUGGCGCUCGUGUCCGCUUGAAUAAUUCAUAAAGAGUUGUGUCAUACAGGAUGCAUUUUAACCAUGGAUCCUGACGUUAAGCAGCAGAACGUUUCAAACUUUUAGUCACCCUCCACCCUUUAAUGCCACAAUGAAACUUUUCAUAUGGUCUCGUUUUAGAUAUCGUGUCCUUUGACCUUGGAUAUACAACACAGCCGCGAAAAUCCCAGGGUGCGGCUGGACUGAGAAUGAAAUCACCGUGUAUGCGUCUGGCUGUGGAUAUUGGUGAUGACCUCAGUCACCAUCACCUAAAUAAAUUAAAGCACAGUGGCUGAAAAGCAUCCUGUGAUUUUGUUCGUCUUGGCGCCGCUGGGUCAUUUUGUGGCUGCCAGUCGAUCAGGAGGGGCAAAAUGAGACGCAAACGUGACCUUUACCUCGGCUUAGAGCAUCCUGCUGUCUUCACUUACCUUUAGGUACAGGGCAUUUGAGUUUUCUUACUGGUUUGAUGGUGCGAAAUAAUGCAUUAUAAAUUUAUGUGUAUAUAUGUAAUAUAGAUGACAAUAGCUUGGGGUUGAUUUAUUCUGGGUUUUUCUUGUGUGUGGAGAGGCCUGGUUGCUCUCACCUGCAGUUCGAAUGUUUUCCGGCACUGUUCCGAUGGUUCCUUCAUUGGAUGCUUUCUUAUUUAUGUGACAAAAUAAAUAAAAAAAAUAUGGGAAAGUCACCUCUUUCUUUUACUUUCUGGUGUUUUUAUGGAUUUGUGUAAAAAUAUUCUGUAUAUUUUGUUAUCCUAAUACACUGUAGAUUAUUUUUAUACUAUUUGAUCCAUGUGCAGUGGUGGGCAAAAUUUAAAAAAUCAUGUACUUUAAGUAGAGAUAUCACAGGUAAAAUAUUACUCAAGAAAAAGUGAAAGUUCUGCAUUUCUAUUUGUAAGGUACAAAGUGUUGUUGUCAGCAUCUUAAACAAUCUGAAUUCCUGCUAAGUAUUCAUGAAGGGAAGGUGAAUCAUAAAAUUACAUUUAAUAGUCAGCAGGUGGUGAUAUUACCUUUUCAAAUGUUACACUCCAUUAUGCUUAAGUAAUGCAACGCCAUGUACAAGUACAGAUUUUUGUUGUAGGAUGUAAUGAAAAUAACAGUAAAAAGUACAGAUACAUGAAAAUUGUACUUGAUUACAAAAAAAAAAAAGGAAAUUUACUUAGUUACCUUCCACCGCUCCUUUCACAUGAUUAAUGGUGGAAAGGUAAAAUUUUUACAUUUGGGAUGUUGUUUCAUUCAUUUACUCAUUCAUUCAUUUAUUCAUUCAUCUUAAUUCUUAUGCCUGGUCAGAAUCAUGGUGGAUCUGGAGCAUAUCCAGGAACGCUGGGUGUGAGGUGUGGGCACAUCAUGGACAGUGCAGUGUACGCGCUCAUUCAUGGCAAGGGACAAUUCUGAGUAACCAGUUCAUCUAGUGGUGUGUUCCUGAGUAUUAGGAGCUACACUAACUUACUGUAGAACACUUUGCAUAAUGUAGCAUUUUAGGCAUAACCUGUUGGCACUGCUGUUUUUUGUUACACAUGUUUGGGUUUAAAAUGUUUUACUAAUGUCUAUGAUUCUUUCAUAUGCUU
This is a messenger RNA of Clarias gariepinus (North African catfish), 6357 nucleotides long. It is a transcript of the gene arel1, whose product is annotated as apoptosis resistant E3 ubiquitin protein ligase 1. The record is from RefSeq and is a predicted model, not a curated record. The transcript has 22 exons. Gene Ontology annotation, biological process: positive regulation of protein catabolic process; negative regulation of apoptotic process; proteasome-mediated ubiquitin-dependent protein catabolic process. Gene Ontology annotation, molecular function: ubiquitin-protein transferase activity. Bases 262 to 3324 code for a protein of 1020 amino acids. Lineage: Eukaryota; Metazoa; Chordata; Actinopteri; Siluriformes; Clariidae.